Eremomyces bilateralis CBS 781.70 is the source of this 3310-nucleotide messenger RNA. RefSeq lists its product as uncharacterized. NCBI's taxonomy places the organism in Eukaryota, Fungi, Ascomycota, Dothideomycetes, Eremomycetales, Eremomycetaceae. The transcript has 2 exons. The coding region runs from base 136 to 3159 and encodes 1007 amino acids. The record is from RefSeq and is a predicted model, not a curated record.
CACCACUUCCGCGUCUAUCAAACGACGCGCUUCAAGCUCCACCACGUUUCAUACUUUAUUGGCUAUUGCUGGUUACAAUCCGCAGAAUUAGUAGCUCUAUGGCCUAACACAUUAUUGCUAUCUGCUUCGAGGAAGAUGCGGUUACGACUCAGGAUCAGCAGGCACAAACUGCCGCCUGCGAAUGUGAUCUGGACCGUCGCAGAGGCAGCUAAUGGAGUGCCAUGUAGUGUUGUGGGCUUCUUAGAACGGGUCAACGAAAUCAUUCCUCUGGUGUCUAGCAGUUGGGGACUGGAGGAUUAUGUUGUGGAGCUGGACGGCUUUGAGUGUUUACAUUUCAGGGCCGUGACGGAGGUCUUCAAAGACGAAGACACGGUAAUUAUCCGACCUUUAGAGACCUCAGAGUACCGAGCCAGACAAUUUUCUGGUCGUCAUCAGAUCUCUGUCGCUGGCGCCCAUCUGGUUGAUGGUAUUCCUUUCGGGCGACGGUACAUUCGACAACCAAGGCGUCCUGCCCUCCACAUUCCUUCGAGAAAGCACCGGCAUCUUACGCCUACUGAAAGCGAAGAACUGACGAUAUCCGAUGACGAACACGAUGUGGCCGUUAGAGGAAUGAUUGAAGAGGGUACUGUUGAUGAGACCGUGGAAAGCCAUGAGGCUGCAUCAACACUAGGAAAACGAAAGCGGCCGGAUAGCCUCAAGUCUGUCCGAUUCGAUACAGCUACUGCUCUAUUCGGAAGCGAGGAUGAUGAGGACGAAGAAGACGAUUUAGACUUCGAACUUGACUCCCCAGCCCUCACUGGGCUUUCCCAGAACUCCCAGAACUCCGAGAACGAACCAUCAUCACUUCUUUCGGAGACUGAAAGUGAUCUCAGUAGCUCAGAAUCAAGCGCUACAACGAGUUCUUCUUCAAGCUCGGACGAUUCAGACGAUUCAGACGAUUCAGACGGAUCACUUUCGAGCCUGGUUGCGAGUUUAUCCAGGCGGUCACAGGCUGUGAGAGAGAAAAUUCCCACGAACAAUGCCGCAACCCCUACCGCCACGACAUCGGCCAAAUCGAAGACGCCUCAACAAAUGGAGAAAGGUACAGUACUAAAGCAAGAGACCACGAAGAUUCCGCAGCCUGUAGCGAGCACCCAUACUCUGCCUGGAGCAGGCAAACCGGAGACUCAAUCGCGGAAUGCGCGAAAGCGAGAUAGUCGAAGAUUGCGCCAGCUCAAAGAUGAAGGUCUCAUUCACCCGGAUGCUACCAUCUCGGACAUGAAGACAGGUGGGAUUUGCAGACCACGCAAUGAGAUUGCCAAUACCGCGCAUACCACAAGUUCCAUUACACCCUCUACUACUGGCCUCGAGUCUGACCCCGAAGAGAGAUCAAAAACUGAACCCCACAAGGAUAUCGACGAAGAGAAGGAAACGGAGGGAAUGAAUGAUGUGUCUGAUGAUGUCGCUUCUGAAGCUCCCUCUGAAGAGCCGAUCGUUAAGCCACAAGAUGCGGCCAUGACUGUCGCUUUAUCGUCUAGAAAUUCCGAGUCCAGCAUAACGAAGAAGGAUAAGAAGAAAGACAAGGCUACCGAUAUGGAUGCAAUCGAAGGGGGGGCGGAAGGAGUGAAGCCACAAGAGAGCAAAUCUGCUCAAAUACCCGAAGAAGCCGCUGGAGCGGAUGGCAAAGGGAAGAAAAAGAAAAAGGACAAAAAGGAGAGGGCGAAGAAAGAGAAGUUCAAGCCCGAUUCUCAGGAGAAACCAGCCGAUCACAGUCCAACGGCUAAUGGCAGCCUUGUAGCCGAUGGCGUCUCAGUCGACGACAGUCACCUUCACGACGUUGCCGACAGCUCUGCUAUGGCCAUUUUGGAGCCGCAAAUCGUUACACGGUCCAGGAAGAGUCGAGAUGGGUCAACGCAUGACUUCGAGCUAUCUGGCUCAAAUGCCUCGAUAGUCAAUGGUGAGACACCCAUCGAGCGCACUCCUCUUGUGACCCCUCUCUCCAAAGCAGUUGAAGCUGGCAAAUCUUUUGCCGUACCAACCUCAUCAAGCCCAGAAGAGUCCGCACCCAAGCGAUCACGACUUGACAUCGCCGGAUCCCGCCGCCUCCUCUUCGGCUCCCUCGGCAUCAGAACCCCUAAAACCCCCGAAGAAGAGAAAGAAGCGCGAGCGAAGCUUGCGGCCCAGGCGCAGCGACCUGGCCUCGCCAAACUCAAGCAAAAGCUCGACGUUGAGACAGCUGCUACAACCCCAGGUGCAGAAUCCGAGCCGCCAGUGGACCCCCACUCGGACGAAUGGAAGAAGAAAAUCGACCUAGAUGCUGUAGAGUGCGUGGAUGAGGGAAUCGAGCUGUCCACCCCGCCCUACCCGUUCAGGAACCUCUGGGAUCCGCAAUAUGAGGGAUGGCACUCGCAGAGCAAGAAAUCGAAGAAACGCAAGCGAAAUACGCGGAACAGUUACGGGGACGAUCACGACGCGUAUGGCCCAGGGACUGGCCCAGGGACCGACUAUGCAGAUGAGCCCCCGGACAACUCGCUUCACUACAACGACGAUUACAAUGACGACCACAACGAAUACUACGACGACGCCGAGCCCGCACCACAUCUGCAAGGACCCGCAGCGGACCACGAAGAAACAGUCAAGGUCACCCGCGUCCGCGGCGACUUCUCCAUCCCCACGGUGCCACGACACGUCGCCAAGUAUCCCGUCCUGAAGAAAGCCCACCUCUCCCCCGGCACCAUCGUCCUCUUCAAGCAACUCGAUUGCUCUGAAGCCACGAAAUGGGCGCCCACAAUCUCCGACUAUCGCUCCGCGCGGAUCGAGGCUGUCGAAGCCGAUGGAACGGUGGUUCUCCGGCUCGCGGCGAACUACGUGCCGCGCACGACGAAGCGGUUCGUGGGUGGGAAGCGGGUGUUUAGUGGGUUUGAGGACGUGGAAGCGGAUGAGGAAGAGGAGGAGGAAGAUGAGGGGGUGAGAGAGGUGGUGUUUGAGGAGUUGUUGGAAGCGCGGUUGUUGAAGGGGGGGAGGGCGGUAGAUGAUGGGCUUGCACACCAGGGUAAUGUACAGGUGCCUGGAGCUAUGAGCGACAAGGCAGCGGUGACUGCUGAGGGCGACGAGGUUCCUAUGGAUGGCGCAGGAACAGAUGGCAUCGCGGUUACUCCGAUGCUCGAGACAGCUGCGUGAGAAACUAGACGUAGGGUUGCGGGACGCAUUAUGCUCAGGUCGUCUCGAACCCCAGAAUUCGGAAUAUUUCUACUGGUCAGGGGUGCAUUCUGACGUAGCGUACAUAGGACAAGUGUCAGAAUGCCAAUGAUACGAUAGCUGAGAGCUCUCU